UCGCCGAGGUGGCAUCUCGAGGCAUCGACGCUUCAUUCUUCUCACGACGUCAAAUUCGGUCGGAUAUACAACAAACGUUCCUACCUGUUAGAGAUUCGAAGUUUUCCUCAAUCACGGCGGAAUGUCCAUCUCGCCGCUAAAGUCGUUUCAGGCAUCACGGCAUCACCGUUCGACGACUUGGCGCAGCUAGACAACGCGUGACGGCACUCUUUGUGACAACGACGAUCAACAGUCGGGAAGAUUCGUAUACAAAGCGAUAAUCGAAACCGAACAACCUUGUCCCGCAACAGCUUGUCAUCAAAAUCGAAACCGUCGCGAGAUCCGCUGAAAUGAGAAGAGUGGCUGUAGUCGAUUACAGGACGAUUUACAGGCGUAGCCUCAAAACUAACGAUUGUCGUUUCGGUGACGUGAGAAUGACGGAGCUGCGGGGCAUCUCCCGAUAAACAGUCGGCACAUUGAAUCGAGAUAACGCGAUCCGGGAGGCAGGUAAAUUCAUCAGAGAUCCCGUAGCGGAGAUGGCAACCAACAGUCCCGGACAAUCGAUCCAUCUCAAAUCCCCGAGGAGUCCGCGGCAGCUGCCGGCGCUUCCUCGCCUCCAGCAGCAGGUGCCGAUCGCCGAACAGCGGAGCCCGACUCAGGGUCAAUCGCUGGCCAAGUCACCCGGUACGCCGCUGGUCUUCGAGUUCCCGCCCGAGUACUGCCCGGAGACACCCAACACGACCUUCGACUUCGACGAGUUUGGGCGCGCCGACGAGCACGAGCAGCAGCGCGGCUCCAGGAGUCCCAAUUGCUACUCCCGCGUCGCGCCGGGUCUACCGCGGAGUCCCAGGAGUCCCAAGACUCCCAACAGCGAGAUACUGCACUCGCCCAGCCGCAAGUCGCCCAUCUUACAGUUCUGCGAUCCGCGCAAGACUUUGAGGCAGGCCGCGAGCUAUCCGGCAUCGAGGACAUCGUCAUUGAUGACCGAUCGCAGUAGAUCGGUCAACUCGUCAUGCGGUUACCCGUCGUCCGACAGCGCGAGAAGCCCGCUUUUCGAUCCCUCGCGAAGGAAUUCCAUUGGUCUGGUGACCCUGAACAGUCCUAUGUCGCCCACGAUUGUAACUCCGACGUCGCUCAACGCGACCAGUCCGCAAGCGAGUCGAAACUCGGAACUCAGUCAAGUAAGUGCCAGCAGAGAGAUCGCGGGCUACGAGAGUGGUAGCCCGGGCAUGACUCCUUCUCUGGAAAGUCACCCCGGUAUGCAGGAAAAAACCGGCGAAGGAACCGGCGGCGAUAGGUCGAGAAACGCAAAAACAGGUGGGCACAUCAACAAGAGCCAAGGAUGCCUGGACGAGAUUGGCCGAGGUCACUGCGAGGGAUCGAACGGCCGCUCGAAACACAGAAAGGGCGAAAAGAACAUGUCCCGACGAUCCACCAGCGAUCUGACAGAUAUGGCUGAUGCCGAGACUGAGAUCACUCUGCUAUCCAGCCCUAGAAGAAGAGGCUCGAUGAAAGGCGGUCUCGCUUAUUUGGCGUCGAGACGCGGCUCCCGCGAUAGCCAGUGCUCCAACGCGUCCAAUGUUACCAAUGAAGAUGUGGGGCCAUUGAAUUUCAGCAACCAUCCGAGGGGCCGGCAACGAAGAACUUCGAAUUUUCUCGAACUGCCAGUGCCGAAUCACAUACGACCUCGUGUGCACAGUUUACCGGAAAAGGCGUACAAUCCUCGGGAAAGCGAUGACUUGUAUAGACUCAGGACGUUCAGCAUCACUCACAAGGGUGUCGUAAAUCGAGGUGAUUCCAUCAUUUCCAAACGCAGCAGAAGCAACACGUCCGUCAACAGUAGCAGAAACAGCAACGUGUCGGGCGAGAGAUCGCCAUUUGAAGGUUCUUGCUGCAGCGGGCAAGGUGCUAGCAGCGAGAGCGACGGCGAGGAAAGUAUUUCAAAGUACAGGGUUGUCUUGCUGGGAGAUUCCGGAGUGGGAAAGACCGCUUUGGUCUCGCAAUUCAUGACGAGCGAGUAUAUCAACACGUACGACGCUAGUCUAGACUUUCGCCUUUGUAUUGCAGACGACGAGUUCGGCGAGAAAACCGUUUCCAUUUUGUUAGAUAGCGAGGAAUCAGAAAUGAUCUUCAUUGACCAUCCACAUGUGGAAAUGAGCGUUGAAAACUCUUUGUCGACGUACGAGCCACAUGCCUGCAUCGUGGUUUAUUCGAUCGUUUCACGUACAAGCUUUCAAGUGGCUGAAGAGAUACUAAACUACUUGUGGCAAGAACAUUACACUCAGGAGCAUACGGUCAUCGUCGUUGGCAACAAGUCUGACCUCGCAAGAAGCCGGAUAAUUUCGGCAAAUGAGGGAAAGCAUUUGGCCACGUCGCGCGAGUGCAAGUUCAUCGAAACGUCUAGUGGGCUUAAGCACAAUGUGGAUGAGCUUCUGGUCGGCGUUCUGAAGCAAAUCCGCCUGAGAGAGAGCCGCGAAAAGAAGCUUCGACGCCAAGGUAGCAAGAGCAAACUGAAAGAAGAGCACAAUAGCAAAACCGUCUUGAUCACUGCCAGAGACAUUCUUAACAAGAUAUGCCUGAACAACAACAAGAGCAAGAGCUGCGAAAACCUGCACAAACUGUAAAAUGUGUCGCAUUAAUGGAAAGGAAAGGGGAUGGCGGUGAAGAAAUACGCGGGAGAUCCCUUUUACACUCGAGAAUCAAUUCCCGAUCGUACGGAAACAUGACGGUAAUCAAGAUCGAGAAGCUAAGGGCGCUUCGCCGCGAGGGUUUUGCAUGACAUUUUCAUUUUUUUUCUCAUCCACGCGGAUGUCACGGAGUCGCGCUAGCUCGCGGCUGAGACCUUUUUAACAGGGUCGUAACGAUUUUACGAUUCGCGCACUGAUUACGCGUGCCGGCGUUCCGCUAAGGAGUGCGUUGUUACUACCUACGUAUCUCAUGUUCACCGCUUGUCAUCCUGCGCGGACUUUUGUUCCCGUAGCAGCUCUGACAUUACGCGAUGUAGGUAUCUCUAUCAUGCGGUAACGGAGCGUCAAUCCAAACCGGUUUAAAAUAUUCGCAAGGUUUCGCUCUGGACGCUAUUAAUUAAAAAAAUCUUUUUUAAGGCACACGUUUAAAACGUUUGCGAGGCUCGGAGUGUUGUUAAUUAUAAAAUUUUUUUAAACAGGCAUUAAAGCGAGAUAAUGAAUGCAAAAGAAUAAAAAAAUGUUCAUUAUAUAUCUUUCUUUUUCAUUUUUUACAUUACACGGAGGAGAUUAAAUUUAAUAAUAUCAAGCAAUUUUUGUGUUACUGCAUUCAUCAAGGAAUAUCAUAUUUUUAAUACUAAGAAUUUAUUUA
Temnothorax curvispinosus is the source of this 3315-nucleotide messenger RNA. RefSeq lists its product as uncharacterized. Gene Ontology annotation, cellular component: plasma membrane. The transcript has 8 exons. Gene Ontology annotation, molecular function: calcium channel regulator activity; GTP binding; GTPase activity. NCBI's taxonomy places the organism in Eukaryota, Metazoa, Arthropoda, Insecta, Hymenoptera, Formicidae. The record is from RefSeq and is a predicted model, not a curated record. Bases 516 to 2603 code for a protein of 695 amino acids.